CUUCACAAGCCUCGUCUGUUGAUGCUAAGUACCUCUUCACUAGAAACCUGCCUGUUAUACGCAUGAAUGGGUCUUCCCAUGUUCUGCCCAAUUCCGAUCGGAGAGAUUUGAUAUCUCCAGACGCCACAGUCACAGCGAGGUUGCAACAACUUAUCAGCGACUUUCACGGCCGAGGAAGCAACAAGUUCUGCCGUAAUUACGCCAAUGAUCUGGAUCGGAGCAGGUCGGUAUUCUGCAAAGAAAAGUUCGUUGCCUUACCAGAUUCUGCGCCGUACACGACAGAAGUAUUGCUGGAGUACCAUUCUCUUCAUAGUCGGCAAUUCCAGGAUGCACUUGCAUCUAUCGUACAUGUCCUCUCCCCCGUCUCUGUCGCCGAGAAUGCGUUGUAUAAUGCUGGGUUAUGGCCUCGAGUCACACCAAAUCUCCUCUUCACUCGCAUGGCUUCUGCAUCGGGAAGUUGUUUGGGGAAGGCAUGACUCGGACGUACAGCUCUUGUCUGCCUGUCGCAAAUACUCCUGCAGCUGCAACGCUCGCGAAGGUUGUUUAUAUUUGCCGCUAGCAAAAACUGGAGCGAG
This is a messenger RNA of Suillus subalutaceus, 575 nucleotides long. RefSeq lists its product as uncharacterized. The record is from RefSeq and is a predicted model, not a curated record. NCBI's taxonomy places the organism in Eukaryota, Fungi, Basidiomycota, Agaricomycetes, Boletales, Suillaceae. Bases 63 to 476 code for a protein of 137 amino acids. The transcript has a single exon.